AUGUGUUGGAACUUCAGGAACACAAGCCAUUGGGAUGAUUUCCAAAAACUCAUACUGCAUGUUCAUGAGGCCGGGCUUGACUUGGAUUUGUUCGCCAUGGUUGUUUGGUUGUUGUGGCAUCGAAGAAACCAAAUCAGAGUUAGUAGUAACUCAGCAACUCCGCUCGGUCAUAUAGCUGCCAGUGCUCGACAGCAGUUGCAAGAUUACAGCUGGGUGCAACUAGCGAAGUUAGCGACUGAGGCGGCAAAUCUCCACACAGCAGUGACCUGGUCUCCCCCACGAACUCCAUUCCUGAAGAUUAACUACGACGGGGCAGUGUUCCGGGACUCAAACAGUGCAGGUUUAGGAGUUGUGGUCCGUGACAGUAUGGGAGAGGUGCUUGCCUCACUAGUAGAGAACAUUCCUCUUCCUCAGACAGUGGCAAAUGUGGAGGCAGCAGUUGCAAGAAGAGCCAUCAUGCUUGCAAGGGAGCUCAACCUUAGCUCGAUAAUCUUAGAGGGUGAUUCAGAGAUCAUCAACAGAGCAAUUCAAGCGGAGGAGCAGUCCCUAGCCUCCUAUGGUAACCUCAUUGAGGAGAUAAAAUUGCACGCAGAAUCUUUUCUCAGUUUUAGAAUUUCUCUUGUUAGAAGAAAUAGGAAUUCUGUAGCACAUAGUCUUGCUAGACAUGUUAGCGGUUUAAUAGUUUGGAUGGAGGAGGUUCCAUCCCACAUUUUACCUGUACUCUUAGCCGACGCCGGCUAA
This is a messenger RNA of Quercus lobata, 741 nucleotides long. RefSeq lists its product as uncharacterized. NCBI's taxonomy places the organism in Eukaryota, Viridiplantae, Streptophyta, Magnoliopsida, Fagales, Fagaceae. The record is from RefSeq and is a predicted model, not a curated record. The transcript has a single exon. Gene Ontology annotation, molecular function: RNA-DNA hybrid ribonuclease activity; nucleic acid binding. Bases 1 to 741 code for a protein of 246 amino acids.